Molecule: messenger RNA, 1085 nt
Organism: Ilex paraguariensis (yerba mate)
Lineage: Eukaryota; Viridiplantae; Streptophyta; Magnoliopsida; Aquifoliales; Aquifoliaceae
Source: the annotation of a GenBank genome assembly
CCGAAACCCGAUGAUAAACUGAUUGUGUUUAGUCCUUUGGUGGUGGUGAGAGGUUACAAUUUUCAUCAACCACCAUAAAGAAGAUAUUUUUUCAAUACUCACUAGCCAAACCUAACCAGUUAUCACUAAGCUAGCCACUAUAUAACUCACAAACAUGUCAGUGCUCGAGCUUCCGGGGUUCAGAUUCCACCCAACCGAGGAGGAACUUCUUAACUUCUACCUGAGAAGGAUUGCCACAGGCAAAAAACUACAUUUCGAUUUCAUCGGCCUUCUCUACAUAUACCAUCAUGAACCAUGGGAGUUGCCUGGGUUGGCAAAGAUAGAGGGGAGAGAGUGGUAUUUUUUUGUGCCUAGAGACAAAAGGCAUGGCCAUGGUGGAAGGCCCAAUAGAACCACUAAGAAUGGAUUUUGGAAGGCAACCGGUUCGGACCGUCAGAUCCGAUGCUUAACGGAGCCCACGAGUGUUUUAGGAAUCAAAAAGACACUGGUGUUCUACCAAGGGAGAGCACCUAGAGGGUGCAAGACCGAUUGGAUCAUGAACGAGUACAGACUUCCUGAUAGCUUCCCCUCACCUAAGGAGGAUAUAGUACUUUGCAAAAUCUACAGAAAGGCAACGUCAGUGAAGGUUUUGGAGCAGAGGGCAUCUAUGGAGAACCAAGUUAGGAUAACCCAUUUGCCACCAUCAUCUCCUCUUUCAGAGGACACUCUCACCUACUAUGACCACCCACAAGAAAAUUUUCGGACACCAAUGCCUUUACAGGACCUUACUGUCAAGAUAGAAGAAGAAGAGAAUAAUAAACAAAACUACUACUCCCUCUGAAGGAUUUCGUUUUGCCAAAGAGAACUUGAAGGAGCUCGAAGUGCCUGAGUUUAAUAUGGACUUGUUGGUGGAACCAUUGUUGAACCAGUUUAGCCCAUGGCUAGACCAGUGCUGGAGUCCCUAUUAUGCUAAUGUGCUUAACUUCUAAAAAGAAGUACAGAAGCACUCAAAUCUUAAAUGGUUUGAUGUAUGCAAUUUCUAGGGCUUUUUGUGGAUUAGUGGCAAAUCAACCUUGCAGUAGUAAUGGGUUUAUAUAUCUAUUUGU